AUGAACCAAUCUUUGGACUUUCAGAUUCGCCUAUCUGAUAGUCGUCCUCAGCCGAUAGUGUUUCCGGGCACAUUUCAGAUGCCACUAAAAGAGGACGAUGAGGAGCCACAGACUGAACUUCUGAACGCUGACAAUGUCGUUCGCACCGACGACCCUGUGGGUGAUCCUGUGCAACAGCAGGAUCACGGCGAUUGCUCUUUGAAGGAAUCUACGCCUCCACGCAAGAGAGUGAAAUUUGACUUGGAGGAUAAGGAGAACUAUUCUAGCGAUGGAAAAAUCGCCAGCGAAGAAGAAGAAGACAACUGCUAUGUGGAGGUGUACUAUGUGGAUGGCGAAGAUUACAAGCCGGAUGCUACUGAUGUGAAGGGCGAAGAUUACAAGCCGGAUGCGAAUAAUGAGAAGAUUUGUGAAAACAAUGGCAUGUCUGUUCAUACAACAUGCGUGGCUAAAGCUAAGUCUUCCACCAAGGUCGAGGACGAGAGCCUCGAAGACGGAGAGCUUGCCGACGAAACCACUGAGCAGACAGAAGUCGUCGAAGUACAGGAUCUCCAGUAG
Molecule: messenger RNA, 555 nt
Organism: Cooperia oncophora
Lineage: Eukaryota; Metazoa; Nematoda; Chromadorea; Rhabditida; Trichostrongylidae
Source: the annotation of a GenBank genome assembly